AUGCCUUCGGCCCCGCAGCUCGGCGCCCUCGGGCACACCUUCACGGCCAUGCGCGCGAUGCAGUUCGCUUCGUUGAUCGCCAUCAUCGGCAUGACGUCCAACUUCAUCUCCGAGAUCAACGGAGCCGACGCCUUGUCGCCGCCCGUUCUGAUCGGGACUCUGGUAGUCUCGUGCAUUGCAACCCUCUACAUCGUCAUAACUUACAUCCUCUACUACGACAACAUGCUUCCCCUGCUCAUCGCCACAGGCGCGGACUCGGCCCUCCUCAUCGCCGUCAUCGUCGUCGCCUGCACCCUCGGCAAGCCCCUCUCCUACCUCAACUGCGCGGCCCUCCCGAAAUCCGGCAGCACGGCAAACUUCAUGGCCUCCGUCACGGCGAACAUCAACACCGGGUCGGCGCUCAACUACUUCGUCUGGGUCGGCGCGGACCAGAGGACGUGCUACGCCAUCAAGGCCGUCUGGGGCCUGUCCAUCGCUCUGUGCGUGCUCUUCGCCUUCAGCGCCGUGACGGCCGCGUGCCUCUGGCGCCGCAUCAAGAUGGCCCCCUCCGCCGCGCACAAGGACAUUGAGGGUUGA
This is a messenger RNA of Colletotrichum truncatum, 576 nucleotides long. RefSeq lists its product as uncharacterized. Lineage: Eukaryota; Fungi; Ascomycota; Sordariomycetes; Glomerellales; Glomerellaceae. The record is from RefSeq and is a predicted model, not a curated record.